Akanthomyces muscarius is the source of this 1488-nucleotide messenger RNA. RefSeq lists its product as uncharacterized. Gene Ontology annotation, molecular function: protein-folding chaperone binding. Bases 1 to 1488 code for a protein of 495 amino acids. The transcript has 4 exons. Lineage: Eukaryota; Fungi; Ascomycota; Sordariomycetes; Hypocreales; Cordycipitaceae. The record is from RefSeq and is a predicted model, not a curated record.
AUGUUGCUGUACGACGGCCGAGUCACUCCGCCAGCUGUCCCCCGCCUGUCCUCGUGCGGCUCGUCGCAGAACGCCCUCCCUCUCAGUUUGACGAAACAUCACACCACAUCCCCCCCGCAUCGCACCCCUUCACGAUACCAACAAAAUAUCUACCCAACCAAGGUGUCCUCUCACAAGGCCACCUUACCACCCAUCGACAAGGUGGAUUCUACCCGCGCGGCCGUGGCAUCCCCCGGUGCCCUGCAAAACAUUGGCAGCUACAUCACUGGCACCCUCGACUCCCUCUCGGCCACCCUCGACUCCUCCAACCAGUACAUCUCCACCACCCUCGGCCUCCACCCCUCGCUCGUCUACACCGCUGCCGCCGCCCUCGUCGCCGUUCCCGUUACCAUGUCCCGCUACGGCUGGUCCCGGAGCCCCUACGGCUCCCAGCCCGGUGGCGUGCCCACCGUCACCGAAGACGACUACGCAUACAUAACCUCGCAGGACCUCGACGACCAUGGUCUCGGUUCCGCGUCGAGUAACAAUGCGCGCCGUCCGCAUUCGCCCAGUGCCGACGACGACGUGCUGCUUAUCAAGAGCCGCGGCGUCAACUACCCGACACACUUUCCCCGACACGUUAUCGGCGACGGCAAGCUCAAGGUCUCCGACGUUGCUGAGCGCGCGGGGCUCAUGAUGGGCCUGCCACCGCGCGAGUGGCGCUACCUCAAGUUUCUCUACAAGGGCCUUCAGCUCAAGGAUCAGACGGCACCCGUGCGCGACUACGGCGUGAGGAACAAUAGCGUCCUCAUGGCCAUCCUGCCCGAGGGCAACGGCCGCGUCGACGCCUCGGACGAGGAAAUGGUUGUCGUCGGCGAGAGCAAGUCCCAGAGAAAGAAUAAAAAGCGCAAGGCAGCCAAGAAGCGCAACGCCGGCGACGGAGACUCAGCCACCAGUCCCGGCGACAGCACCUCCGGCGGGGCCAAGUCACCCUCGCCCGUGCCCGGCGCGGCCGGCCAGAGACGCAUCGACGAGAUUGCCAAUGAUUUCAAGACAAAAUGGCUGCCGAUGUGCAAGGAGUACAUUAACAAGCCUCCCGCCGACGCGCGCAAGCGCACUGACGAGCACACGCGGUUGUCCGAGACGAUCCUGCAGCACGUAGUGCUCAAGCUGGACGAGGUGGACACGGAGGGCAACCCGGAUGUGCGACAAAGUCGAAAGGAUCUGAUCCGUACUGUGCAAGAUGUGCUGAAGCAAACUGGUCUGUGUAGAACAGGCCAAUACCAGCAAUCCAAGCCGACCGUUUUGGACAUCUACGAGAACCUGUUGAGCACGAUUGGGCAGAAAAUGCGGUCCAACGGCCGCGCCACCUACUUCAACGCCCCGUUGUCGACGCCUGGAAAGCCAGACCCGCAGACCGGCAGCACCGCGACGAGCAAGUCGACGCCAAUCCUGGCAGCGUUUUUACAAGCGACGCGCGACGCGUAUCAGAGUGAGCCGGGCAUCUAA